AUGCUUGAUUAUGAUUAUUUGAAGAUUGUUGUUGGAGGUGGAGUGUCUAGCGGGAAUAGUUCUAUAGCAUCAGACCUUGAGGAUACUGACGCAGCAACUUUUGAGCAAGAAAGUGAAAGUUUUGGAAUGGAAGGGUUUUCAUAUGAUCCCAAUAGUGAUACAUUCAUAGCACCAGAUCACUAUGAACCACCGUACCAACCUCCAUCACCUCACCAACCUACUCCACCACCCCAUUUUUCUUUAGAUUCAGAGGUUCCUAUUGAAAAACGAAAUCGCCAUAAGAGAAAUAGAUUCGAGUACGAAAGGAUUUAUGGCGUUGUUGGGAUAAAAAAUCAAGGACCUGCUAUGGAAAACCUUUCUUCUAGCGUUGGGAUUAUUGUUGUGCACUUUGAAAAGAUGUCUAACAUGAUGGAGAAAAGAGAACAGGACAGAGAGCUGAAGAAUAAUAUUUGGGAUAUUAUAAAAGAUAUUCCAAAUUUAGAUGACAAAAGUUGUUUCAAGAUUGUUGAAUUAAUGAAGUCUAAAGCAAAUAAGGACCUUUUCUUGAAGAUGUCACUGGAAGACCGCUUGUCUUGGAUAAAAUUUAAGUUAGGGAACGAUUAA
Messenger RNA from Medicago truncatula (barrel medic), 603 nucleotides. RefSeq lists its product as uncharacterized. The transcript has a single exon. The record is from RefSeq and is a predicted model, not a curated record. NCBI's taxonomy places the organism in Eukaryota, Viridiplantae, Streptophyta, Magnoliopsida, Fabales, Fabaceae. The coding region runs from base 1 to 603 and encodes 200 amino acids.